Danio aesculapii is the source of this 2713-nucleotide messenger RNA. RefSeq names its product ATP-binding cassette, sub-family D (ALD), member 3a (gene abcd3a). The coding region runs from base 81 to 2054 and encodes 657 amino acids. Gene Ontology annotation, molecular function: long-chain fatty acid transmembrane transporter activity; ABC-type transporter activity; ATP binding. The record is from RefSeq and is a predicted model, not a curated record. The transcript is spliced from 23 exons. Lineage: Eukaryota; Metazoa; Chordata; Actinopteri; Cypriniformes; Danionidae. Gene Ontology annotation, cellular component: peroxisome; peroxisomal membrane. Gene Ontology annotation, biological process: peroxisome organization; fatty acid beta-oxidation; long-chain fatty acid import into peroxisome.
CUGUCUCUCUUUUCCGGGAUUGUGUGCGCUGUUCGCACACACACAGACCGCCGCUGUUCUCCGGGCCGUCAGUAGGAAACAUGGCGGCCGUCAGCAAGUACUUGACAGCGAAGAACUCCGCGGUGGCUGGCGGUGUCCUACUCGUUUUAUACAUCCUAAAGCAGAGACGAAGAGCCGCAGCACUGAACAGGAAGAAGGGGUCUGGAAAUGAAUUGAACAGUGAGCAGAAAGAUGGCAAGAAAGAAAGGGCUGCUGUGGACAAGCUCUUUUUCAUCCGGAUCUCACGGAUUCUCAAGAUUAUGGUGCCGAGACUCUUCAGCAAGGAGACAUGGUAUCUGCUCCUGAUCGCAGUGAUGCUUGUGACUCGGACGUAUUGUGAUGUCUGGAUGAUUCAGAAUGGUACAAUGAUUGAAAGUGGAAUCAUUAGCAGAGAUAUCAAACUAUUCAAGAGGCACUUUUAUUCCUACCUGACUGUCAUUCCUGGGAUCGCCCUGGUGAAUAACUUCCUGAAGUUGGGCCUGAAUGAACUGAAACUGUGCUUUCGUGUGAGGCUUACCAAACAUCUCUACGAUGAAUACCUAAAGGGAUAUACUUACUACAAAAUGGGAAACCUGGAUAACCGUAUUGCUAAUGCUGAUCAGCUUCUGACGCAGGAUGUGGAAAGGUUCUGUAACAGUGUUGUGGAUCUGUACUCCAACCUCAGCAAACCCUUGUUGGAUAUCGGUUUGUACAUAUUCAAAUUGACUACAGCAAUUGGCGCUCAAGGUCCCGCGACCAUGAUGGCCUACCUGCUGAUCUCCGGCCUCUUUCUGACACGCCUGCGCAGGCCAAUCGGCAAGAUGACAGUGACCGAACAGAAGUACGAAGGAGAAUACCGAUACGUCAACUCUCGUCUCAUCACAAACAGUGAAGAGAUUGCCUUUUAUAAUGGAAACACCAGGGAGAAACAGACAAUUCACUCAACCUUCAAAAAACUGGUGGAUCAUCUGCACAAUUUCAUCUUUUUCCGUUUCUCCAUGGGUAUGGUGGACAGCAUUAUUGCCAAGUAUUUCGCUACUGUUGUCGGGUAUCUAGUCGUCAGUCGUCCUUUCCUAAAUUUGUCUCACCCUCGACAUCUGAACAGCUCACAUGCUGAACUGCUGGAGGACUACUAUCAGAGCGGCAGAAUGCUGUUGCGGAUGUCACAGGCGUUGGGCAGAAUCGUGCUUGCAGGCAGAGAAAUGACGCGUCUGUCAGGCUUCACAGCUCGCAUCACUGAGCUCAUGAGGGUCCUGAAAGAGCUGAACUCUGGGAAAUACGAACGCACCAUGGUGUCCCAGUCAGAGAAAGAUGCUUCAGAAAAGCUCACACUGGUUCCUGGAAGUGGAAGAAUCAUCAACAUAGACAAUAUCAUCAAGUUUGAUCACACACCUCUGGCUACUCCUAAUGGAGAUGUUCUGAUCAGAGAUCUGUGUUUUGAGGUGAAAUCUGGAACCAAUGUUUUGGUGUGUGGUCCGAACGGAUGCGGAAAAAGUUCACUUUUCCGUGUUCUUGGAGAGUUGUGGCCACUGUUUGGUGGGAAUCUGACGAAACCAGAGAGAGGGAAGCUCUUCUACGUCCCUCAGAGGCCUUACAUGACUCUCGGUUCGCUGAGGGAUCAAGUGAUCUAUCCAGACACCCAUGAGAGUCAAAAGAAGAAAGGCAUCUCUGACCUGGUGCUGAAGGAGUAUUUGGAUAAUGUCCAGCUAGGACACAUUUUGGACAGAGAGGGCUCAUGGGAUACAGUUCAGGACUGGAUGGAUGUGCUCAGUGGAGGAGAGAAGCAGAGAAUGGCGAUGGCCAGACUCUUCUACCAUAAGCCCCAGUUUGCCAUCCUGGAUGAAUGUACCAGUGCCGUGAGCGUAGACGUGGAGGAUUACAUCUACAGUCACUGCAGAAAGGUUGGCAUCACCCUGUUCACAGUCUCUCACAGAAAGUCCCUGUGGAAGCAUCAUGAGUACUACCUCCAUAUGGACGGCAGAGGAAACUAUGAAUUCAAACCCAUCACGCCUGAAACUGUGGAGUUCGGCUCUUAAAGGGGAGCGACAGCACUAUCAGAGGCCCUAGAUGGGUGCCCUAACAGUUCACUUCCUAAAGAGUCGCUUGCCAACCUAAUCUAGGAGUUUGUUUUUAAUCAUCUGUAACCUUUAUUUUUGGGAUGAAGUCGUGUUUAGGAAUUUAUUAACACUACUUUUGUCCUCUCUGAUUGUAUAUAAUUUUGUAAUUUAAGCAGUCCAAUUUAUAGGACGUCCGUUAAGUACGCCGAAAACAGCGUAUUACCGUGUCUUGUCAGUGCACUAAAUUGUUUAAUAAAUGAAAUUUUGUCCAUAUAGGCUCACGCAAACCAACACCAUCAGACUGAACCACAUGAUAAUGAAUUAUUAUUGCCUUUUUUCAUCAGCUAAACCUUACAUCAUGAAUCCUUUUAAGCUACUAAGUGGCCUUAGCGCUCAUUGCAGCAUCGUCGGGAGGUUUGAACGUGUGCGAGUUGCUUUUUUAGUGCACUUUAGCGUGGAUGGAGAUAUGAAAAGCUGAAAGACUCCAUCUGUAUUCGAUGAGAAGUCGCCUAUGCACUUGUUUACUCCAGAAUUUUCGAUGUGAAUGUCAGAAACGUCAUUGUCGUAGCAUUUCACACAUGAAGCAAACAAACCACUUUGCUGUACGUUUUCAUUAAAAAAAGGAGAUAUUGGUACUA